Messenger RNA from Rhizoctonia solani, 1251 nucleotides. Its product is annotated as ICE-like protease (caspase) p20 domain protein. The transcript is spliced from 14 exons. Gene Ontology annotation, biological process: proteolysis. Gene Ontology annotation, molecular function: cysteine-type endopeptidase activity. The record is from RefSeq and is a predicted model, not a curated record. Lineage: Eukaryota; Fungi; Basidiomycota; Agaricomycetes; Cantharellales; Ceratobasidiaceae. The coding region runs from base 1 to 1251 and encodes 416 amino acids.
AUGCCUCCGUCCUUAUCUCUAGGGUCAUUAACCCGAACUCCAAGUCUUAAUCGGCAUUCGCGUGGGCGCCCAAAUUCGACUACAAGUGAGACUAUUGGCUACUUCUCUCAAUGGUCACGCUUUGUACAAUAUACCGGGGAGAAAUCCAUUCUCCCGUGUGAAAAAAGAGCACUAAUUGUAGGGAUUGAGUAUUUCGAGGGACAGUUGUUUGAAGAUGGAGCGUCUAUGUACCUGGCUGGUUGCCAUGCGGAUGCCAAUGAUAUUCUCGACUUACUGCGUACCUCUAGCCCCUAUAGGACAAGUGGGGAGUACGCUAGCUGUGAUAUAAAAAUUCUGGCAGAUGUCCCUGGGCUGCCGGAUAAUCAAAGACCAACGCGGGAGAACAUAAAGGGUGUCGCAGUGGAGAUCGUCGAUUUUUUCACUACGCAGGACAUGGGACUCAAGUCCAGGACAAGGAUGGAGACGAAGAAGACGGUUAUGACGAAGGCAACUAUUCAGCCUGUUGACUGGGCUACCAAAUACCAAUGUGCUGACGAAGGAUUGAUUAUUGAUGACGAAUUUCGAGAUUUUCUAGUCGACCCGUUGCCUAGUAAUUCUACAUUAACGGCGGUAGUAGAUUGCUGCCAUAGUGGAACAAUACUAGAUAUGGAGCAAGAAACCAGGGCCAUUCCUACUAAAUCCCAGAUACUUGGCCCAAUGACUCGUGGGGCCGUCUCAUCAAGACCCUCUUUGAUUUUGAAGAUGAGAUUUUGUCGAUCCGCUGGUGGAAGUAUUCUUCCAGUCGGGAACAUACUCGAGCUUCCCGAAUUGGCCAACGUUAAAAGCUCGGAUGAGCCUGUAACCCCUGGCGCAGAGCGGGGGCCAAUCUCAGCAAGUGACUCCGUGGUACUUGAGAUGAAAAGGAUAGAAAGUCCAGUCGAGAAGAGAGUAUACAAGCCAAUUGCGGCCAACGUUGUAUGCUGGUCGGCGUGCUUGGAUAGCCAACUCGCUUGGAAUAUACCAGAAGAAAUCAAUGAUAGAGGAGUGCUUACCUCUGCAUUCACAACGGGUCUGCGGGGCGCCGCUGCAAAAUACAACGCUAUGCCCGGUGGUUUCCACCCAGAACAACGAGUCGCCACCCUCAUGGUCGUUGCUUAUUCAGAGAUGCUGUACCUGGAAACUCCCAGGGAACAGGAACGGUUAGCAUACAUGGAGCGCAAGGACAGAUUCGAGGAGACCCACCUCUUGUAUCAGGAUCCACAGGUGCGAUAA